This is a messenger RNA of Brienomyrus brachyistius, 1503 nucleotides long. It is a transcript of the gene sco2, whose product is annotated as protein SCO2 homolog, mitochondrial. The transcript is spliced from 2 exons. The coding region runs from base 83 to 1042 and encodes 319 amino acids. Lineage: Eukaryota; Metazoa; Chordata; Actinopteri; Osteoglossiformes; Mormyridae. The record is from RefSeq and is a predicted model, not a curated record. Gene Ontology annotation, biological process: mitochondrial respiratory chain complex IV assembly.
CUUCGACGGCUCCCCAGCCAAUCACGUGGCGCUAACUGGUAGAAGUCAUUGUAGAAUUAUUUCGGCUUAGACUUUGUGCAGAAUGCUGCAUAUUAUUAAGAAUAGCGGAAGACAGCAUCUCCAGAUGGUGUGUGGAAGAGUCUUGGAAACUGUGUCUAACAACACAGUUAGAUCAGGAGUCACCUCCUCCCCAUGGAGACUUCUUGCUGAGAAGACCUUCUUCUCCCAGCUGGCUUCCACCUGCAGACUUGGCUCCUUUAAACCAGACCUUCACUUGAAGUGCCCCGGAGGCCAGCAGAGAAAGGGAAGCCCAGCCUGUGUAUCCUCAGAGUUUCCUCAGAGUGUGUGUUCUCAGAGUCAACGCACCCUAUCACAGGGCUCGGGGAAACCCCCCCCCAGGGUGACGCUACGCACCCGCCUGGUGGUGACGCUGCUGUUCGGUGGGGGGAUCCUGGCCGCUUGGUGGUUUGUGCGACGCGAGAAACUGCAUAAGAUCCAGUUGCAGCGGAUUGAGCAGCUGAGGCAGGUGGCCUUGGGCAAAGGAGACUUCAGCCUCCUGGACCACACAGGACGGCGGAGGACCAAAAGCGACUUCCUGGGCAGAUGGGUCCUCCUGUACUUUGGUUUCACCCACUGCCCAGACAUCUGCCCUGAGGAGCUGGAGAAGAUGACCAGUGUGGUGCACAUACUGGACCGGGAGUUGGAGUCGCCACGCAUCCAGCCCCUCUUCAUCAGCGUGGACCCAGAGAGAGAUGACGUGGCCGCGAUGGAGAAGUACGUGAAAGAUUUCCACCCUCGCUUGAUCGGGUUGACCGGCACGCCAGAGGAAGUGCAGGAGGUGGGACGGGACUUCAGGGUGUACUACAGCAAGGGCCCCAAGGAUGAGGACAAUGAUUACAUCGUGGACCACACUGUGCUCAUGUACCUAAUCAAUCCCGAUGGCCUCUUUCUGGACUAUUACACCUCAAGCAAGGAUGACCGACAGAUAGCUGAGGGCAUCAGAAACCACAUGAAAGCCUAUGUGAAGAUGCCCCAAAACUGAAAUGAUCUUGUGGCCCAAACCUCAAACCUACAUUUCUGGUUUUAUCCAGGAAGGUGACGCCAUGUCUUAUCAGACCGUUGUGUCCAACCUGCUGUAGGGCUUCGUUUUCUAAUGGGCUGACUUGUGUGUGAUUAUUCUGUAUAUUUUUGUGUAUUUCUUUACUUACAUCCCAUUCCAAGUAGAAUGCAUACCGGCGUGAUUAAAAUUACUUUUUGCUUUACAACAGUUCGCUGGACCAAAGAGGGUGUAACAGCACACGGAGGACAAGGCUGCAGGAGACAUGUGCUAUUAGAUGAGGUUAUGUACUUAUGUGUGGAUAUAAAGGGAAAUUCAUUCAUCUGUAGAAUUCAGCAUGUAUCUGAUUCCAUUCCUUGGCCUGACCUGGAGGAUAAUGGAGAUGAUACCUGGCAAGAACAACAGAAAACAAGCUGUAUUAAAUGCCCUGGCUGGCCUUAUUUUAA